CGCUCAAACGAGGUAAAAGUGAGAGUCUGCUGCUCCUCAAUCAGUCUGGACUCAAACCUUCAGCAGCUGCAGACGUCCUCUGUCCCGAGUCCCAUCUUGUCCGUCAUGAAGAGCAAAGUGUGCUUGGUGAUCUUGGCAUGUGUGUGUUGCGUCACACCGGCCUCCUGCUGGCACGACCUCGACAACAGCGAAUACGACUGUUGGCCUCUGGACCAACCCAAUGAGUCCAACAUGAUCAGCUGCGGAGGUCUGGAAAUGGCAUGGGUGCUGCGGCCUCCGGAGGCGGUGAAGAGCGGCCAGGUGUUCAACGUCAUCUACUCAGUCUCCGCCCACGACUCCUUCUACAACUGGGCCGCCGACAACCGCCUUUUCCCUCACAGCUCCAUCAGCAACGCCGACGACGCUCGGUGGUUCUGUGAAUAUCACGAGUGUCCCGCGAACUGGAAAGAUGCCGACGGUGAAAACUGCUGCAUUCAUCACGCCAACAUCCACUCCUGCCCGCUGGGACACAUGACGUCAGAGAGCAUCUGCGGUCCGUGGAUUCCUGACGACGGGAAGAUCUUCACACACACCAUCUCCACAUCGGGCAAGAUGACGCAGACCAACUGGAGCGCCAAGGUGGUUCUGCUCCACGCGGGCCUGACUUCACUCAUCGCUCACAUCCGAGUAGGUCGCAUGCAGGUGGCGUUGGAGGCCAAGAGCACGGUGUUGCCUUCUGCAGUCUGUGGCGAUGGAGACUGUCAGGAGGAAGAGCUCUGCUCCACCUGUCCUGCCGAUUGCGGCCAAUGUCCCAUGACGCCGUCCACCAAACUGGCCAUCGGGCUGCCACUGAGCCUGCUGAGCCUCUGCUUCGCCCUGACCGUCAUGUGGCUAAGGUACCAGAAACGUCGUCUGCUGUGGGACGAGAGCUGGAUUAUCGACUUUGACCUCAUCAAACAAGAUCAGGACGCGCGUAUGACCAUGGGCAGCAUGAUGAGCGUGGCGGUGGCGCACAGCGACAGCAACGCCAGCUGUCUGACGACCCUCACUUCCUGUGCAGGCCAAGCAGGAAGCAGGAAGACAACCUUCACCUGCACAGGCAUCUAUGACGGCAGGAUGGUGGCCAUCAAGAAGAUUGACAGCAAGUCCUUCUCUCUGUCCAAAACUAUUAGACAGGAAGUCAAACAAGUCAGGGAGUUGGACCACCCAAACUUGUGUAAGUUCAUCGGCGGCUGUGUGGAAGUGCCAAACGUCGCCAUCGUGACUGAAUACUGCCCCAAAGGAAGCCUUAACGACGUCCUUCUUAACGAGGAGAUCCCACUCAACUGGGGCUUUAGGUUCUCCUUCGCCACAGACAUCGCCAAAGGAAUGACAUACCUUCACCAGCAUCGCAUCUGUCAUGGCCGCCUCAGGUCUGUCAACUGUGUCCUGGACGACCGCUGGGUGUGCAAGAUCACCGAUUACGGGCUGAGGGUGUAUCGCAGGGAGGAUGGGGCGGAGUUUCUCACCGCCUAUCGCCAGAGGCUGCAGGAAGUGUACAUGCCUCCUGAGUUUCCCAACGCCAACGUGGAGCCCACCUUGGCUGGAGAUGUGUUCAGUUACUCCAUUAUCCUGCUAGAGAUCGCCACACGUAGCGACCCCGUGCCUGUGGACGAUUCCUGUCUGGAGGGUUCAUGGUGUCCACCUCUGCCCGAGCUCAUCUCCUGCAAAGCCGACAACACCUGUCCGUGUCCUGCCGACUAUGUGGAGCUCAUCCGACGAUGUGGCGCUCACAAUCCCGCCCAGCGACCCACCUUUGAACAAAUCAGGAAGUUUGUCUAUCGCAUAAACCCCAACAAAGUCAGCCCAGUGGACAUGAUGAUGAACCUGAUGGAGAAGUACAGCAAACAUCUGGAGGUGCUGGUGGCUGAACGAACACAAGAUCUGAUGCACGAGAAGCAGAAGACCGACAGACUUCUUUACAGUAUGCUCCCUCGCCAGGUGGCUGACGACCUCCGACAAGGAAAGCAAUCGCAGGCUCAGAGCUAUGUCAGCGCCACCGUCUUCUUCAGUGACAUCGUGGGCUUUACGCAGCUGUCCAGCAGCAGUACUCCUUACCAGGUGGUGGACUUCCUCAACAAGCUCUACACCACCUUCGAUGACAUCAUCGACAACUACGACGUCUACAAGGUGGAAACCAUCGGAGAUGCUUACAUGGUGGUGUCGGGCGUUCCAAGUGAGAACGGCAUCCUUCACGCCGCCGAGAUCGCCAGCAUGGCAUUGGAUCUGGUGGGCGUGUGUCGCACCUUCAACAUUCCUCACAAGCCCAACACACAACUCCAGAUCCGAGCCGGCAUACACGCAGGUCCUGUGGUGGCGGGGGUGGUGGGCACCAAGAUGCCCCGCUACUGUCUGUUUGGAGACACCGUCAACACGGCGUCCCGAAUGGAGUCCACCAGCCUGGCACUGAAGGUCCAGUGCAGUGUGAGCGUCUUUUACCUGCUGGAGGAGAUCGGCGGCUAUGUGUUGACAUGCAGAGGAACGCUGCAGGUCAAGGGGAAAGGUGACAUGGUGACCUACUGGUUGGACGGAAAGACGUCGGACAUCAAGCCCGCUAAAAGCGUCACCUUGGCGACAUCCAAAGAGCUAGCCUUGUCGCUGCCAGGCUCGCUCAACCGCGACCUUUAAACCACCGCCACCUAGCUGUUAGCAGUGAGCAUUAGGACAGGCUCACAUAAGCGCCCUCAAACUGUAACAUUGACCAUGAUUUGAGGGCAACAAGAUGGCUGACAGACGGUCCUGAUAAUCAUUAUGUUCAUUUUUGUUUCUACUGAGAGUUUUGUAAUGCUGAUAAUAACAAUGAUCAUCAUAAUACUGUCACUUACUGUACUUCCCAGUUUUGUAAUAAUGCACAUUAUUUUUAUUUCCUUCAAGUUAAACAUGGUGGGUCUUAUUUACUAAGAUACAAAUACCACAUGCUAAAUAACGUGUGCAAACUAUAAAAUUGUGUGUACUAUUAGUGAACGUGUUGCAGGUGAUCUACUAACACUACAUGUACAAUUGAUAACAAGUGCAAAAGUAGUGCAGACCACCCUAUUUAAAUGUGGAUUUUGCGUGUGCGAGCAACAGUCACCAUGGAGACACUCAUUUCCCUCCACAUUAAUAACGUUAUAGGCGCCAAUGGUCCAACCUGUGUUGUUUUAUGUUGUGGAAUAUGCAGCACACACCACCUUUUCUAGGCGAAAUACUGUGGAAGUGUAAUCUAAACACAAUGGAUCCUAAUUUUAGCACGCCAAAUUUGCGCUCUCUGUUGUGAUUAUACGCCAGGAAUGAUCCAGAAAAUUAUGCAAGAAUGCAUGAAAAUGCAUAUUGCAAAACGUUUCUUCAUGUAGGAAAUAUAUUAACAUAACUCCAAUUUGAAAAUAAAUUAACGCCAUAAAAAAAUUUAAACGCCCGCAAACACCAAAACGAAUCAAUUGAAUAUGAUUUAAUCAGCCACUUAAGUCAUCCAACAACUCUAAAAUUAUAAAAAGAUAUUGCUGAAUAGACAAUGUGUCUAAUAUAUUUUAUUUUUGACAGUCUAAAUUAAAAGGGGUGUCAAAAAAAAAAAAAAGAUUUUCAGAAUAAUUGUGAUUCUUAUUUGCAACGAUUCUUAAUUGAUUCAAAAAUAUCAAAAAUCGAUUUAUUUAUUCAUUCAUUUUCAACCUGUCCUCUCAGGCAAACUAUAUUGUUGAUGUAGAUGCAUAUCUGCUGUAUAGAUUUACUUUAGAAAAGAAAAUUGUUGGAUACUUCCCUUGUUGCCUUAUUUGAAUUUGACUUCAUUAAAUGUUUGGGAAGCAUUUUAUUAAACAAUCUUUUUUUUUUUUAAGUAAUAUCGAAACUGAUCAGAUCUGUUUAUCUAUUUUAUGGAGGAUUGUAGGUAAUCAUAAAACUGGCAUCCAAUGUUAUUAAAAAAGUAUAGAUUUUGAAUUGAGAAUUGUUUUGAAUCGAGAAUCGAUUCUGAAUCGAAUCCUUCCCCCGAGAGUCAAAUCAAAUCGAAUCGUGUGGUGCCCAAAGAUUCACAGACCUAUUAAAUAUGUUGACACACAUAUAAAACUAAGGAUGAUCUGUUCACCGUCUGUCUUUGCAGCCUCCUUUCUCAUAUCCAUUUGUGCAUAGGUGUGUGAGUUUGUGCGCACAUUUCAAACGUUCUAAAAAUGGACACAAAACAGUGGCCGCAGAACAGCUUUCGUCCUGAUAAAUCACAUUGAGUGCUAAAUGAUUAUAUUUGCAUCUCCUCCUCCUAGUAUUGUGGGUGUUCUGGUAAUCAACAUAUAUAACAAAACACAUUAAAUGGAUUGCACUCUCUAUUUAGCUCAUUUUACAGACGUAAACAUUUAGUAUAGUAGGCUUAUGUGUGUUUGUGUGUGUGCAACACAGAUGCAAAGCAGCUUUUUAAUUAUACGUUGCUGUCUACAAGCACAUGCAAAGCAGCUUUUUUAUUAAGUCUGCGUGUGUGUGUGUGUGUGUGUGUGUGUGUGUGUGUGUGUGUGUGUGUGUGUGACUGUGUGUGGUUGUGUGUGUGUGUGUCAAGUGGUCAUUGGCUCUCUGCUCUGAAGCCCACUCUCCAGCUUGCUCAUUCUACAAAGCAUUUACACAUCUGAGACAAAUGUGCACUAAACCUUCAGAGCAACACUUCGCUUGCGCUUGUGUGUGUGUGUGUGUGUGUGUGUGUGUGUGCGUGUGUGCGUGCGUGCGUGUGUGCGUCACAUGAUUUAGUUACAGAAUACAUCAGAGGACGUCCAACAAAGCUGUGUGUGUUUCCAUGGUUUCUUCGCUUGCAGUGAAUUCCUGUUUAUUCCUCUUGUCUGAAAUGGAAUACAGUGGUACCUCUGGAUACGAGUUUCAUUCAUUCUGUGACUCUGUAUUCGUCUCAUGGCUCAUUCAAAGGAUAUCAAAUAAAUGUUAUCAUUGCUAACCCUCCAAAACAGCACAAUUUUAAUAUGGAACAUGUCUUUUAAAAGAACAACAACCUUUUGGAUAAGAAAUAUUGUAUGAAAAACCAUACAAUAGAACAGACCUGGGCAAAUUAAGGCCCGGGGGCCACAUGCGGCCCGUUAAGCUUUUCAGUCUGGCCCGCCGGACAUUCCCAAAUAAUAUUUUUUUAGAUCUUUAAGAUAGAAACUGUAGCUGCCAUUAUGAUGUGCAGUGAUGUUUUCAAAUGACCGUAAGUCUUGAACUAUACAAAGUAUUUCAAUGGUUGGAAUCUGCGCUUAUGGAUGAUAUACCAGUUACUAUGGUAAUCUAAUUAGUUACUAUGGUCAUCUAAUUAGUUACUAUGGUAAUCUACGUCACAGCAGCUCAGACGAGGCACCAAGCAGUGUGGGCGGGAAGCGUUUCCACAGACGCGGAAGGAGCUUUUCACAACAAAGUUCUAAAGCUUAGUGAUAUAUCAGAUUGUAGGUGGGUUUAUUUUGUACCCUUCGCGUUCAUAUUUCACUGUUUGUUGCAUUUUUGUUGCGUUUCACUUGAUUGCAAAAUAUGCCGAUCGAAAGGGGGUGUGACAUUCAUAUUUUGUCAAUAUUCAAUGAUUUAUCGUUCAUAGAAAAAUCUAAAAUUCCAUUACGUUUUUUAAGACGGUCUGUCAUAACGUUUUUAGCAUUCAAUCAGACAUUAUUGUGAAGUUUUGUUUUAGUCUCCCUAAAAAUAGAUAUACCGGCCCCCAGACACAUUUUUUUCUCUAAAUGUGCCUGAGUCAAAAUAAUUGCCCAGGCCUGCAAUAGAAUAUAGCUAUGAAGGUUGUCAUUCAUUCAGGUCGUUGUCAUCUCAGGGUGUUCAAUCGUUCGCAACUGGACUGCUUGGUUUGUCUUGGAAGACGUUUCGCCGCUCAUCAGUUUGUGCUCAUAGAUUUGUAAAAAUGUACUGCCUCUCCUGCCUUCAGGCGAUACCUGUCUUUUAAUAUCACAUUGCAGUCUUGCUUGCUUGAAAAGAGAAGCAAAUGAAGAACUGUCUAUUAUUUCUAUCCAUCCAUUUCUACCGCUUGUCCCUUUCAGGGUCGCGGUGGGUGUUGGAGCCUAUCUCAGCUGCAUUCUAAAUGGUUUAAAUUUCAUAAAAUGUCACUUAAUGUUACAAAAAUAACUGAUUUUUAGUACGAAAAACAAAAGAUAUAAUAAAAAUACAUAUAAGUAUUCCUUUGAUGGCAUCAAAAUUAACCUGGUUAUUGCUGAUGAAAAUUAACUUGGAAACAACAUACUGAAAUUGUAUAGGGCAAGAUGAUGAAAUUAUUAUAUUAUUAUUAUGUAGGUAUUUUGAAUAAAGGUUGUUAUUUUAUUAAUCAUUCUUGUAUGAUGAUAUUACAUUACAGUUGAAUACAUACACAUUCAUUACAGUUGAAUACAUACACAUAUAAUGUAUUAUAAUAGUUUUUGGCGUGCUACUUGUCAAUCAAUUUUCCAUAUUUUUAAAGACUUCUUAAAAAUUCUUCUGAUAUACAUAAUUACUCAACAAGACACUGUCGUGACUUAAGUAGUAUAUAUUCUAAGCAAACCAGCUCUUCAAUCCACAACUGUUUUAAUAUUGAAAAAAAAAACAAUUGAAGGCUAUGUUGGUCUUGAGUGAUCUAUGAUGAGUAUGUGUAUUGCAUAUGUAUUGCAUUUGACUUUAUUCUUGUUGCUGUGAUAAAUUGUGAUG
This is a messenger RNA of Nerophis lumbriciformis (worm pipefish), 6627 nucleotides long. RefSeq names its product atrial natriuretic peptide receptor 1-like. Lineage: Eukaryota; Metazoa; Chordata; Actinopteri; Syngnathiformes; Syngnathidae. Gene Ontology annotation, cellular component: plasma membrane. Gene Ontology annotation, molecular function: peptide receptor activity; adenylate cyclase activity; ATP binding. Gene Ontology annotation, biological process: intracellular signal transduction; cGMP biosynthetic process; protein phosphorylation. The record is from RefSeq and is a predicted model, not a curated record.